Linum tenue is the source of this 1953-nucleotide messenger RNA. The record is from the annotation of a GenBank genome assembly. Lineage: Eukaryota; Viridiplantae; Streptophyta; Magnoliopsida; Malpighiales; Linaceae.
UUUUGUCGAUCGCCAGGUCUAACUACAAAUUACACAAAACAGCAAACCAGUUUAGUUAGAUGAACAUUUGGAUAGAACAUCAAGCAGCCUAAAAAUCUAGGCUAAAGAGUUGUUUGUUUUGCACAUUUCUCUCUCUCUCUCUCCCUGCAAAAGGCAGCGGGAGUUGGAAAAGGAGAAGAAAUAACGACGAUCUGGUCAACGGACGCAAAAAACGUUAUCCCGUUCCCUCCAUCUGUCCUCCCUUCCGAACAGAUCCAGAAAACUAGCAAGCUCUUCCUCUUCCCUCUCUCUCCUCUUCAAAUUCUUGCCAUGGCGCCAGCUCUCUAUUUCAGUUGCAGAGAUAACCAAAAGAAAAGAAGAAUUGAACAAGAAAAGAAGAACAGAGUUGCGGAACCCUAAUUAUUGUCACACAUGCACUGUGCAAUUCAACCAUCCUUUUCCCCGCGCGUGUUCACUAUCCUUUCUCUCCAGCAGCUGGGAGCUUCGCCGAACGACAUCGGAGGUUGUAAAAUUUCGAAACAAAGAUGAGUCUCGUUGACACCAGGAUUGACAUUGGCAAUUUUGGCGGUGGUCCUGUGACGGAGUUUCUUCACCACCAGUCCAAUUCCUUGCCGUUCCUUGCCUUGUAUGGCUUCUCCAAUCAAGGAAGCUUUUCGUACAGUAAGCUUCCGGCGAGGCCGAUUACGCUCUCUGUUCUCAAACUCGACGGCUCCUGCUUCGAUAUCCAAAUUAAGCAUCUUGCUACGGUUGGUGAAUUGAAGCAGGCGGUGGAGGCUGCCUUCAGCUACAUGCCGCAGAAGGGCCCGGGCAAGAUCUCAUGGUAUGUUUCUUCAUUGCCACAUUUAAUGGAAGCUGAGAAUUGGUAUAGGAUUGAUGGAAUCGAUGCCGGUUUUGUAAAAGGGUAUGUGUUCAAUGCAGGCGGCAUGUAUGGGGGCAUUUCUGCUUAGGUUUUCAUGGCCAAAAGCUACUCUCUGAAGCUGACUCCAUUAGCUGUUUUGGGAUUAUGGAGGGUGAUCAGCUCCAAUUCAUCCGGCAUCUCUCAACCAGCUGCAUCUUCACAAAGAAAGGCUCCUUUAGAGGGAUAUUAAGUUCAGAAAGAAACAAAAUGUAUGCUCUUUAUCCUCCUUUAUGAACUUCCGUUGUCGUUUGAUAAUGCUGGUACUUGUGAUUCUGUACAAAAAAAAAAAAAAACUGUUCCGGUUCAUGCCUGAGCAAGCUGCAUAAAUAAGGAGACUCGAACGAGUUAGAAUCUGAGCGGCAUUCUGAGAAUAGUCAUGUAAUUAGGUCAUCAGGUUGUGAUAGUGGAAUUCAACAGUUUAGAACUUUUGGUAAUGUAUUAGGCUAAUUGAUGUUUUCACCCCGGUGACGGGUGAUCUUUAGUUCGAUAACAGCACCAAGAAGAGCUGCUGCUGCUGCUGCUGCAGAAAUAGAGCUUACUGCUGCUGAUGAUGAUGAUGAUGACUGUUUGAGUGAACUGGAGAAUGGAACGUAUUGUCACAAGGACAACAGCCAUCUGGGGAUGAUUGAACUUCAAGAAGUCAUCAACGACCCGAGCUUAACGACUCCAUGGUUCCCUUACUCGAGGCUUUCACCAAGGGAGAAGAAGAGAAAGUUCAUGGUAUCUCCCUUGAGAUACAGAUGUGGCUUCUUCUGCGGAUUCAAAAACAUCGUCCAGUUUUGUGGUAAUCGGUGUUAACAAUCACGUUCCCCCAACAAUUACUAAACCAUGAUCAGUCUAUACACCCAUUUGAAAGGUGGAUUCCAAAAGAAAAGUGUCUGUACUAAAAGUUGUAUAGAAGCCAGGCCAUAUCCUUGUAAAAAAUUUUGGACAGAAAUUUUGGACUAUAAUGGUAAAAGUAUUCCUUCAUCCCUUACCCCAUGACCCCAAAGUAUCAAUUCUCGAUAAAUGCGAGUAAGUCGCACCUCUCAAUAACAAUAACAGUAAAAUAUGAG